CUGGCGGCGAGGGGAGCUGGAGGGGCAGCUCAGAGCAGCCGCUGCUUCACUGGGGAGCAGCAGUCCUGCAGACCCAGAGCGCAGCCGGGCGACCGCGCCUCGCAAGGGGGCGAGCUCUCCUGACCUCCGGCAGCUCGGUGCAGCCGCGGCGCCGAGCUGUGCGCCCCCGGCGGGCUCGGGCAGCGCCGGCUGGACCCGCCCCGAGCUCCAUGGUGCGCCCGGCCCUGCGCGAUGGUGACUCGGGGCGCCGAGGCUGGCGACGCGCGAACCCGCAGAUCGCAGAAUGAAGGCGGGGAGCGCGGCCGGCGGGCGGGGGCCGAGUCCCCGACAUCAGCGCCCGGGAAAGCGGCGCAACCACCUGAACCCCGAAAACGCCAACAAGUAGUUUCUCGUCGGUGGAGGGCGGCUCCGUCCAGCUGCGCCCCCUCGGAAACCAAAGCAGAACCGCUCUGCUCCCGGGCUCCUUAAGUCAUGUCUGAGCCACAGAGAUGGGCAAGAUCGAGAACAACGAGAGGGUGAUCCUCAACGUCGGGGGCACCCGGCACGAGACCUACCGCAGCACGCUCAGGACCCUGCCCGGAACGCGCCUGGCCCUGCUGGCCGCCUCGGAGCCCCAGGGCGACGGCCUGACCGCGGCGGGGGACAAGCUGCAGCCCCUGCCGCCCCCGCCGCGGUCUCCCCCGCCGCGGCCGCCCCCGCCGUCCCCCGGCCCCGGCGGCUGCUUCGAGGGCGGCGCGGGGAACUGCAGCUCCCACCCCGGCGGCGGCCGCGAGUUCUUCUUCGACCGGCACCCGGGCGUCUUCGCCUACGUGCUCAACUACUACCGCACCGGCAAGCUGCACUGCCCCGCCGACGUGUGCGGGCCGCUCUUCGAGGAGGAGCUGGCCUUCUGGGGCAUCGACGAGACCGACGUGGAGCCCUGCUGCUGGAUGACCUACCGGCAGCACCGCGACGCCGAGGAGGCGCUGGACAUCUUCGAGACCCCCGACCUGAUCGCGGGCGGCGAGCCUGCGGACGACGAGGAGCUGGCGGCCAAGCGGCUGGGCAUCGAGGACGCGGCGGGGCUGGGGGGCCCCGACGGCAAGUCCGGGCGCUGGAGGAGGCUGCAGCCCCGCAUGUGGGCCCUCUUCGAGGACCCCUACUCGUCCAGAGCCGCCAGGUUUAUUGCUUUUGCUUCUUUAUUCUUCAUCUUGGUUUCAAUCACAACCUUUUGCCUGGAGACCCAUGAAGCUUUCAAUAUUGUUAAAAACAAGACAGAACCAGUCAUCAAUGGGACGAGUGUCGUUUUACAAUAUGAAAUUGAAACGGAUCCUGCCUUGACCUAUGUGGAAGGAGUGUGUGUCGUGUGGUUUACCUUUGAAUUUUUAGUCCGUAUUGUUUUUUCACCCAAUAAACUUGAAUUCAUCAAAAAUCUCUUGAAUAUCAUUGACUUUGUGGCCAUCCUACCCUUCUACUUAGAGGUAGGACUCAGUGGGCUGUCAUCUAAAGCUGCUAAAGAUGUCCUUGGCUUCCUCAGGGUUGUAAGGUUUGUGAGGAUCCUGAGAAUCUUCAAGCUCACCCGCCAUUUUGUAGGUCUGAGGGUGCUUGGACACACUCUUCGAGCUAGUACUAAUGAGUUUUUGCUGCUGAUAAUCUUCCUGGCUCUAGGAGUUUUGAUAUUUGCUACCAUGAUCUACUAUGCCGAGAGAGUAGGCGCUCAACCUAACGACCCUUCUGCUAGUGAGCAUACACAGUUCAAAAACAUUCCAAUUGGGUUCUGGUGGGCUGUUGUGACCAUGACAACCCUGGGAUAUGGGGAUAUGUAUCCCCAAACAUGGUCAGGGAUGCUGGUGGGAGCCUUGUGUGCUCUGGCUGGAGUGCUGACCAUAGCCAUGCCAGUUCCUGUGAUUGUCAACAAUUUUGGAAUGUACUACUCCUUGGCAAUGGCCAAACAGAAACUUCCAAGAAAAAGAAAGAAGCACAUUCCUCCUGCCCCUCAGGCAAGCUCACCUACAUUUUGCAAGACAGAAUUAAAUAUGGCCUGCAAUAGUACACAGAGUGACACAUGUCUGGGCAAAGACAACCGACUCCUGGAACAUAACAGAUCAGUUUUAGCUCUGCCACUUAGUACUAUGCAUCUCAACCUAACUCACAGGAAGUUAUUUAAGAAAAAUGGAUGCUUACCUAUCAAAGGUCUAAACACCAAAGAGUGUUAUCAGGUGAUGACAGUACAGGAAGUGAGCCGCCAUUAUCACCCCCAGAAAGGCUUCCCAUCAGACGCUCUAGUACCAGAGACAAAAACAGAAGAGGGGAAACAUGUUUCCUACUGACGACAGGUGCUUACACGUGUGCUUCUGAUGAAGGGAUCAGGAAAGGAUACGAAAAAUCCCGAAGCUUAAACAACAUAGCGGGCUUGGCAGGCAAUGCUCUGAGGCUGUCUCCAGUCACAUCACCUUACAACUCUCCUUGUCCUCUGAGACGCUCUCGAUCUCCCAUCCCAUCUAUCUUGUAACCAAACUGCAUCAGCUGGCCAAAUUGUACCAAUUCCAGUCCUGUUUAACCCAUAAUGGAAAUAAUAAAAUAGAAUUACUCCAGGCUCCAUUAAUACAGUAUAAGUCCUGCAUGAGUCUACUAUUUGAAGUCAGAAAUACUACCUGCAGUAGCUAGAAAAUCUUAUCCUGGCUUUAAAGAUUAUCUGAAGUAGUAUUAUUACUUCUCUAUAUUAAUUGCCCUGAUGUCCCCUUGCAAUAAAAUGUCAUAUAGUGUCAGAUAUUGGCCAGGACACUAACAUAUAAAUGUAUAUUCAGGGAGAUAUAAUUAAAAAGUGUGCUUUCAAAUGCCAGCUACUUUAUUGGAACUUCAUUUUUUUGUGACUAAAUCAUUCCGAAGAUGUCUGGGAUCCUAUCUGAAUUGCAUAUACUGUGACUUUGGUCAGCUCAUUUGCAUGGAUCAUCUUGUCCCUGUCACCAAAAGCAAUGUUGCAGAGUUUGGGAACUCUGGCUCCAAGAUACGUGUAUUUUGCAUCAAAUCAUCCUGCUAAUAUGAAAGCAAUGGUUGACUGUUCUGCAUGUUGAAAUGUGGGGCAGGACAAUGAGCUUCUCCUUGUCAUCUUUUCCCUUCUUCUUUGAUAGAAAUAUCUGUUUUAAGAUCGUUUUAAUUUUUUAUUGACUUGCUUUUCCUCAAAAAUGCUGUAUUGGAGUUCUGAAUGUCUUUGGUUGUUUAUACACAGAUAACUGCAAAGAGGUUGUCAUUACUGGUUACACGCAAGCCGAUGCCAGAUCUCUUACUUAAUGACUUGGGGAAGGCACAAAACAUGAGAGAAAGGUAACUGCCAGCCAGGCUUGCCUUGUUAGAAAUUGCUGCUUGGUACUAGAGUAACUUUUUUAAUCCCAAGAUUUGUCAUUAUUUUUAUAAGCAAAAGGCCAUAUAUUACCCAAAGUUCUGGUGUCUUUUUACCCUUCUCUUUUAUUUUUAUUCAUUAAUUUUUGCCAAUUAUAAUAGUCACUGGUUUUCACAGGCUUUAUCUAUUAGCCUUAAAAUUUUGAAUCAAACGACAAAUCAGAUUUCCAGGCAGCGUUUAAUCAGGUGCUUUGUCCUGUAUGUUGUUUCUGUUUUUCUGUCUUAGCUCCCUGUCUUAACUGUAUUUGCCAUCUGUCUCCAUGAAAUGUAGAAAUGCCUUGAGAAGGUAUUCACGAUUUUAUUACUGGGUUCUCUCACUCCUUGCCCUUGUCUUCUUUGCAAUUUGAAGCAGCCUCUCUGCUUUGAGUAUAAAUUAAUGACGCCCUAUAUACUACCUAAAUUAAUCUGCACUGUGAAUCUUUUUGAUAAGCAGCAUUUAAGCAGCAAAUUCACCAUGGUACUUGGUUGCACAGUACAGUAUAAGUUUUUACUACCCAGCAACCAGUAUUCAUCAGUACACUCCAGCAAAGUCCCCUGGGAGUCUUGCCAAGUUUAAGUGGAAGGAAGUCUGUUUACAUAGCUCUACCAAAUGCAAAAGCGAUAGGGUGUGCAGUGUGUUGGCCAUAUGAAAGGAGAAAAUGCCAUGAUAUAAAUAGAAAGUUAGAUAGCUUUAAAGUAUCUAGAACCUUGAGAUUAUUAAUUCCUAGUUCUCAUGCUCAUUUUUUGUUAGAAAGACAAUUGUCACUUUUAUUAUUGGACAAAAGAAACUUGUAUUACUGUAUAUCCUUGAGUCUAGAGCAUGAACUGCAUGUCAGAGAUCUUGUACAGAAAUGUAUUUAUCCAGACAUACGUAUGUGAUAUUUAGAGAUACUGUGAUCCUUUUGAUAACAUCAAACGUAGAACGUUAUAAUUACACACCUAUUUAUGGUAAAGGAAUUAAUAUACUGUCUGGUGCUGCUGUUAUUGACUGCAGUGUUGUACAGAAUGUGUCAUGGAUUUUUGACUGCUGAAAAGGGGACAUUGGAAUUUAGCCAUACCAAGGAUUGUACUGGAAACAACUUCUGCUACUGAAUGUGCCCUGAUUUGACCAGAUUAUACUUGGAAGAAGUCCCCACAUCUUCAUGAGGUACUUAAAGCUUGUACAAGAGAACUGUGGCUGGAACUGAUUUGGUGUUCCUUGAGUGAGUGUUUUCCUCAGAGACUGACCAGUGGCCAUGAAUCAACAACUGUAAAUACCAAUAUGUGUGCAUGGAUCAACAGCUUUGGCCAACUCACAUCAAGGGAAGCCAAGUUCAUGAUAGACAUCUCUGAAGCUUCAAAUAAGGCCCGUGUUUCUUUGUUUUCCUCCUCAAGGGCCUGCCGUAGGUUGUGCUGUGAAUUAUACAAGGCAGCAUACUCAUGUCAUAUAGAUCUGACUUAAUUUCAUGUAUCUAUUUUAUGGAUGGAUCCUUAAUCGACUAUAUUAUUGUCUUACAAAACAUUUAUGUUAUCAGAUUAAUUGUUUUACAAAAUUUCUAGUGUCUGUUUACCCAAACUGACUUAUUUUUAGUCUAUUUGUUUAGCUAUGGAAAAAUUGCUGUGGCUUAAAAGAAAAUUCACCAACAGUAUUAACUAGUUUAAGUCUAUUGUCAUCGUUACCUCAAUUAUAAAUAUUACAAAAUGUAAAAUUCUGGCAAUGAGAGUAUUUUUUUAUUAAAUGAUCAAGGAAUAAUGUCAGUAUAUAGUAGAAUAUUAAAUUAUAUCAUAAGAUGUAUAUUUUGCAUAAAAGAGAUAUUCUUCAAUCAAUUACUUUUUUGUGAGUUUUGUGGCUGAUGAAGCUUGUACCUGUCUUUAAAAUUGUUGUAGUUGAAACUGUGUAAGAGUUUUUCAUCUUGCUUAAUGAAUAUUUCUAGAAUCUAUUAGUUUCCCUGGGAUUCUGAAUAUAACAUUAUAACCUAAUUAUGAACCCCUGUAUCUUGAACCUUUUGUGAACAUUUCAAGGUGCAUGCAUAACCUUGGUGAUAACCAAUGGACAUGUAACUAACUGAAAUGAAGAAUAAAAGGCAAACGAGCUGGGGAUGAACUGA
Molecule: messenger RNA, 5444 nt
Organism: Cavia porcellus (domestic guinea pig)
Lineage: Eukaryota; Metazoa; Chordata; Mammalia; Rodentia; Caviidae
Gene: Kcnc2
Product: potassium voltage-gated channel subfamily C member 2
Exons: 6
Coding region: 489-2309 (606 amino acids)
Biological process (GO): potassium ion transmembrane transport; protein homooligomerization
Cellular component (GO): axon terminus; postsynaptic membrane; presynaptic membrane
Molecular function (GO): protein binding; delayed rectifier potassium channel activity
Source: RefSeq, a predicted model, not a curated record